AUGAGUGUGUCAUCGGUAUUAUUUUCAGCGGGAACAAGAUCUGAAAUGGAUUUAGAAUUAGAGCCUCCGUUGAAAAAACAAAGAACUAUCAAUACUUACUUACCGGAUAUAGAUAUAUGGAUUGACAAGAUUAAAUCAUCGGAUCAAAAUCUAUCACCGGUUGUAAGUGAUGAAUUCAAUGCUCCGAUAAAACUAGGCAAAGUUUACGUCGGAUAUAUAAAGAAUGUUCAGGAUAUAUCGAAAGCUGUUAUGACGUUAAAUGAAAAAAUACCACUUAAAGAACUCCAACAUUUGAAAAGAGUUAAACGUCAGAAUAUAAUUCUAUGUCCGAUCACCUCUCUCAACAGCGAGACAAUACAGGAGUAUAUAGAAAAAAAUGUCGGCGAACUCAAAGAUAUAUUCGAUUAUUUUCAAGUAUUGGAAGUGCCGUUUACAGCACCGAGAGUUACAAAACAAUAUCAGGAGACGAAGAAAUAUUGGCCGUGCAAUUUUCAUCCAAAUCAUUACUGGGAGAAGCUUGUUAGAAAUUCAUUCUUUACUGAUCAUGAAUUGGUAAUUCAUAGGACAUAUAUGGAGGUUGUGAUGGAAAUAGUCAAGUGGCAUUCAAAUUAUUUACAAAUUAAACUAUCUGACGAUGGAUUACAAGAUAUAAAUGCAAGUAUUGUCGUCGAUCCGGAUAUAAAUUCAAUAGUUACUAUCGCAUUUGAUCAUAGACAAAUACAUCCUCUACAACACACAGCGAUGAUAGCCAUAGACAAUGUAGCUAGGACCCAAAAUGGCGGCGUUUGGGAUAAUAACAUAUCAGACGAAUUAAUGAUUCAUUUAAAAGAAAAGUUUGCUAUAAAUUUUGGUGUUAGAGAUAGUAAUAAAAAUAGCAAAGAAGGUCCGUACUUAUGUACCGGUUAUAACUUGUAUAUAUUAAGAGAACCUUGUCAUAUGUGUUCUAUGGCUUUAGUACAUGCUCGGACUAAAAGAAUAUUCUUCUGUAUAGAAAAUCAAGAAAAAGGCGCCCUGAAAUCUACCGUCAAAUUACAAACCAUUAGCUCAUUGAAUCAUCAUUUUGAAGUUUUCACUGGAUUUUUAUAG
Danaus chrysippus (African queen) is the source of this 1086-nucleotide messenger RNA. Lineage: Eukaryota; Metazoa; Arthropoda; Insecta; Lepidoptera; Nymphalidae. The record is from the annotation of a GenBank genome assembly.